Beta vulgaris subsp. vulgaris (sugar beet) is the source of this 1588-nucleotide messenger RNA. RefSeq names its product plasmodesmata-located protein 2. Bases 390 to 1265 code for a protein of 291 amino acids. The record is from RefSeq and is a predicted model, not a curated record. Lineage: Eukaryota; Viridiplantae; Streptophyta; Magnoliopsida; Caryophyllales; Amaranthaceae. The transcript has 3 exons. Gene Ontology annotation, biological process: transport of virus in multicellular host; plasmodesmata-mediated intercellular transport. Gene Ontology annotation, cellular component: plasmodesma.
UAGUGUUAUGUACGACACUUUUUCUGCAUAAUGCACUGUUUUUAAGAGAGAAGGAUACGCCGCUCCACCUCUAUCCUUCUCAUCUCAAAAGCUGGACAAAGUUAAACAUUACCAUCCCCAGAAUCACAAAACCCAGAAAAACACCCACAAAACAGAGAAACAAAGAGACCAAAUUUAUAUACUUCUACUUACUUCUUCAUAUGAGAAAACACAGCAAAAACUUCAGCUUUCAGCUUAUUAAUCAAGAAUCUAACCUCAUUUUCCAGCCAAAUUUCCCAAACCCACUUCUCAUUUUCCUUCUAAAACUUAAAUAAAUCCCACCAUGCUUUAAUUCUUCCCUUUUUUUCAAAAAAAGAACACCCAAAAAAGCAAUAAUUAAAAUAAAAAAAAUGGGUUGCUUUUCAUACAUUCUCCUUGUUAUCAUCUUCACCAUUUUAGAACAAACCCAAAAUUCCAAUUGUACCCCUGAUUACACAACUCUAGUAUACAAAGGUUGUGCCAAACAACCCUUAUCAGAUCCAUCAGGAAUUUACUCUCAAUCUCUCUCCUCCUUAUUUUCUUCUCUCCUUCAACAAUCAUCAAGAUCUAAAUAUUACAAAACAAAUUCUGGUAAUUCCCAAGCUUCAAUUUCUGGGCUUUAUCAAUGUAGAGGUGAUUUAAGUAAUGCUGAUUGUUACAACUGUGUUAGUAAAUUACCCCAAUUAAGUGACCAAUUAUGUGGUAAAGUUGCUGCUGCAAGAAUUCAACUUUUAGGUUGUUACAUGUUAUAUGAAGUUUCUGGGUUUACCCAAAUUUCUGGUCUGCAAAUGCUCUAUAAAGAAUGUAGCAGAACUAAUGUAGCUGGUGCUGGGUUUGAGAUGAAGAGGGAUAGUGCAUUAACAGUGAUGGUUAAUGGUGUUGCUAAUGGAAAUGGAUUUUAUACCACUAAUUAUGAAGCAGUUUAUGUUUUGGCUCAAUGUCAGGGUGAUUUAAGUACUACUGAUUGUUCACAGUGUGUUAAAACUGCUGUUCAGAAAGCUCAAGUUGAAUGUGGGAGUUCAUUAUCUGGUCAAGUUUAUCUGCACAAGUGUUUCAUUAGUUAUAAUUAUUAUCCUAGUGGAGUUCCUACUAAAUCUUCAUCAGGUUAUUCAUCUGGUGGAAUUUCUUCAGGGUCAAAUACAGGGAAAACUGUUGCUGUAAUUGUAGGAGUGACAGCUGGUGUGGGAUUUUUAAUUAUUUUGGUACUAUUUGUAAGAGGUUUGAAGAAGAAGGAUGAUGAUUUCUGAGGAAAACAGCUGGUUCAAGAAGAGUGUUUCUUGUUUUUAAGUAAAGGUGGGAGAAAGAAUCAAAUAUUUGUGAAUUUUUUGGUUUCUCAAAGGAGGAGGUAUGAGAGAGGGAAUUUUCUUGUUGUUUGGUAGAUUUAUUAAGUAGGGCGAAAAUUGUAAAACCCCCUUGUUUCUUUUUUUGUAGUUUGGAAAACAACUGAAUCAUUCAGUAUAAAUUGUAAGAACAAAGGUUCAUUCAAGAAUACUGAAUGCUUUUUGUCAUUGUCUCUUAAGUUGCCUUCAGAAGAGAAAAAGUAAAAGUGAUAUAUGGGAUAUUUUAGUAA